AGCUUGCGUGCUCAGGUCCGCCACUUGUUCUGAUUCACCAUGGGCUCAAACUCCUCCACUGUCAGCUCCUCUCCUCUCAACUCCUCUCCUCUGAAGUGCCCCAUCUGUCUGGACACCUUCACUCAGCCCGUGUCCACCCCGUGUGGACACAACUUCUGCAAGGGCUGCCUGGACACAUACUGGAGUGGCUCUACGGUGGUCAAAUGUCCUCUGUGUCAGCAGGUCUUCUCCAGCAGACCACAGCUGAGCACCAACGUUCUGCUGAGGGACCUGCUCCCACCUCAGGACUGUCCACAGGCCUCCCCCACUCAGCCCUCCCCUCCUCCUGACGUCCAGUGUGGGCCGUGUGCAGUCGGGGGCAGGAGUGUGCGGGCGGUGCGCUCCUGUCUGCACUGUGAGGAGUCCUACUGCUCUGAGCACCUGCGCGGCCACCAGAGGGAGCCCCAACUCAUGGUACAUGAACUGCUGAAACCUGUGCACCGCCUGCAGGCCAGAGUGUGUAAGCAGCACUCCUCUCCUCUGGACCUGGUGUGUCACGAUCACCUCACGGCUGUGUGUGUGACCUGCAUCAGCUCAGAACAUCAAGACCACAAAUGUGUUCCUCUGAAGAACCGCCUGAGGAACAAGAAGGCUCAGGUGGAACAGGAGCUGGGUGACGUGCAGCAGAAGCUCGAGGAGAGAAGAGCCCUGAUGGGGAAGUACACUGAGUGUGAGAACAUCUUGGAGAAGAACGCGGUUUCAGAUGUUGCAGACGUGAUGAUGCUCACGGGGCUGAUGCAGGAGCUUCUCAAACUGAAGCAGGCGGCAGUGGUGGCUGCACUCCUCCUUCUGAAGAAAAAGAACUCAGAGCAAACAGAGAACAUGAAGAAGAAGCUGCAGACUGAGGUCCAACAGCUGGAGAGAAGACAAGGGACGCUCACGAGGCUGUCCCAGGCCGAGGACGGACUGCACCUACUGCAGAACUGGGCGUCUCUGGGAGUAGCCCCACACCUGGAGGACUGGUCCCACAUCAGUCCUUACAGUGACUCUGCAGUGGGGACGUCUCGGAGCGCUCUGCUCAAAAUACUGGCGGAGAUGGGUGUUGCAGUGAAGGAGGGAAUGAAGGCUCUGGAGACUAAAGAGGUCAGGAGAGUCCGGCAGUACGCAGUGCAGGUGACUCUGGACAUGGACACUGCUCACACAGCCCUGCAGCUCUCCUCUGAUGGCAGAGAGGUGUGUCACGCUGAAGUAGUCCAGACCCUCCCCGAUCUGCCCCAGCGCUUCGACACUCUCACAGGGGUGCUCUCCAAACAGGGCUACUCCUCAGGGACCUUCUACUUCGAGGUCCAGGUGGAGGAUGUUGCAUCUUGGGAGAUUGGAAUUGCCUUGGAGACAGCGGACAGAAAAGGUCCGAUUACACCGCACCUCAGCACGGGCUUCGCCGUCCUCACUCUCCUGGACGGCACCCUGACCGCCAGUGACCGCCCUCCUAAGGAGAUUCACCACCCCCACACCCCCCAAAAGAUCGGGGUCUUCGUCAGCAUCGAGGAGGGUGAGGUGGGCUUCUACGACGUCACCCACAGCACACACAUCUACUCCUUCACCAGCUGCUCCUUUCCUCGGGUCAAACUCCACCCCUACGUCAACCCGUCCCCCCAGCAGAGGGUGAGCGCGGGCAGGCUGCUGCUCACCCCGGUCACAUGUGCACCCCACAGCCAAUCAGAGGCCGGUUCAAGCUCCGAUUCAGACUCAGACUCAGACUCAGAGAUGGAGCUUGAUUUAAGCACACUCAUGGACUUAUGAGGGGCAGGGCUCUCAAAGUACCAAAAUGUACAGGUUCUCCGCUUUAUCUCAGGGAUUGACACUUUGCAGCUGAUGUCAUCAGCAUUUCCUGGUGGGAUGUGAUGCUAACAGUAGGCACUGCUGUGUCUGAGGCUUGUUUUGUUUUAAUACAUUUGACCAGAAAGACUUAGUUGGAACUAAAAUAAGCAAGAUGAAUUGUGCUGUUAAACAAGUCCUGUACUCACAGUCAUAAGGUAGCUAGAAUUAUCCAACAGUUUUUCACUUAGGCACUUUCACCUUUUUGUUGAAAAUCAAACUCCUAAACAGCUCCAUGAACACUCGAACUGAUCACAAACUCCUGAAAAUGUGCUCUUUAAAUCAAGAUUUUUCGACAAUCUAAACACUUUUUUUUGCAGUGCUUGCUUAUGUAUGCUUUGUGUCACCAUGGUAACUGAUGAACAUUCCGUCAUACACAUACAUGUAGAACACCAAGCUUGAUGUCACUGCAAAGUAUCCAUUAAAUAUGAAUGGAGCAUUAUGGUACUUUUCUGAUGGAAGGUCUGCACGAGCUUGUCGUGGAUUCAUUGCUUUAUUGCUUUGCAUGUAAUUAUCUCCAUGGAGACAAACACCAGAUGUCACCAGCCCAUGUUAUAAGUCAGAUCUGUGAAGAGGCGACCCACUCUAUGUAUUUUUAAGCAACAAAAAAUGCUGGAAUAGAAUUGUAAUAUUGCUAUGGAUCCUGUAUGGACGACUGAGGAAUUACACAAACUUUUACUUUCAUGCUCAAAAACAUACCCAUACUCUUCAGAAAUUAGUUUCACAUAAUAUAUUAUGAAGCUCCUCCAUGUUUUUAAAGUUCAUCUGCCCUCAUCGUAACUCAGAUGUUCUGAGUUCUCUUCAUCCUCUGACCUUACACAGAGACAUGUCAUCAGGAGCUUCUUUGACUUGUACAUACAUGUUCCACAUUAUGAUGAAAUGAUUCUAACUGCAGCACCAAAGCUACGAUCCAUUUUACAUUUAGUUUAUUUAGAGAGAUUCUAUUACUUAAACAUCUAUGGAUAUGUGUUCUUUUGAAUCUGUAACAUUCUUUAAAGUUUACUGAUCAUUCAUAAAUUAUAUUGUUAAGAUUAUUGUAGCAUGUGUUUGUUAAUGAAUAAUAAUUUAUAUUUUAAAUACAGGUGUAAUGAUACCCUUUUGUACUCUGUUGUUGCAACACUGCACUUUCCCCAUUGUGGGUCCAAUAAAGAUUGAAUUCUUUUA
This is a messenger RNA of Boleophthalmus pectinirostris (great blue-spotted mudskipper), 3021 nucleotides long. Its product is annotated as E3 ubiquitin-protein ligase TRIM39-like. The record is from RefSeq and is a predicted model, not a curated record. The transcript has 9 exons. Bases 40 to 1782 code for a protein of 580 amino acids. Gene Ontology annotation, molecular function: zinc ion binding; protein binding. NCBI's taxonomy places the organism in Eukaryota, Metazoa, Chordata, Actinopteri, Gobiiformes, Gobiidae.